This is a messenger RNA of Otolemur garnettii (small-eared galago), 4301 nucleotides long. RefSeq names its product GIT ArfGAP 2 (gene GIT2). Gene Ontology annotation, biological process: brain development; regulation of ARF protein signal transduction. Bases 163 to 2442 code for a protein of 759 amino acids. The transcript is spliced from 20 exons. NCBI's taxonomy places the organism in Eukaryota, Metazoa, Chordata, Mammalia, Primates, Galagidae. Gene Ontology annotation, molecular function: protein binding; GTPase activator activity. The record is from RefSeq and is a predicted model, not a curated record.
ACCUCCCCGCGCUUGCGUGCUGCGCCAAGGCUGCGAGGUGCUAAAGGAAGAGGCGCCGCCGCCAGCGCCGCCGCAGGGACCCGUUAGAGCGGAAGCGUUGCUGCGGCCGCUGUCUUAGCUGUCCGGGGGCCUCUGGUUCCUGGCAGGUGGGAGGCGGGAGCCAUGUCGAAACGGCUCCGAAGUAGCGAGUUGUGCGCGGACUGCAACGGGCCGGAUCCUUCCUGGGCAUCAGUAAACAGGGGAACUUUUAUAUGUGAUGAGUGCUGCAGUGUCCAUCGGAGUCUAGGGCGCCAUAUCUCCCAAGUAAGGCAUCUUAAACACACACCAUGGCCUCCCACACUGCUUCAGAUGGUUGAAACCUUGUAUAAUAAUGGUGCUAAUUCUAUAUGGGAGCAUUCUUUGCUGGACCCUGCCUCUAUUAUGAGCGGAAGACGUAAAGCUAAUCCACAGGAUAAAGUACAUCCCAAUAAAGCGGAAUUCAUCAGAGCCAAGUAUCAGAUGUUAGCAUUUGUCCAUCGCUUGCCCUGCCGGGAUGAUGAUAGUGUGACUGCCAAAGAUCUUAGUAAGCAACUACAUUCAAGCGUGAGAACAGGGAAUCUUGAAACCUGUUUGAGACUGUUAUCUUUAGGAGCACAAGCCAACUUCUUCCAUCCUGAGAAAGGAAACACCCCACUCCAUGUUGCCUCCAAAGCAGGACAGAUUUUACAGGCUGAAUUAUUGGCAGUAUAUGGGGCAGACCCAGGCACACUAGAUUCUAGUGGGAAAACUCCUGUUGAUUAUGCAAGGCAAGGAGGGCACCAUGAGUUGGCAGAACGCCUCGUAGAAAUACAGUAUGAGCUGACGGACAGACUAGCCUUUUAUCUCUGUGGCAGGAAACCAGAUCACAAAAAUGGACAGCACUUUAUAAUACCUCAAAUGGCAGACAGCAGCCUGGAUUUGUCUGAGUUGGCAAAAGCUGCUAAGAAGAAACUUCAAUCUCUAAGUAAUCAUUUGUUUGAAGAACUUGCCAUGGAUGUGUACGAUGAAGUUGACAGGCGAGAGACUGAUGCAGUCUGGCUUGCCACACAAAACCACAGCACCCUGGUAACCGAGACGACCGUCGUCCCCUUUCUUCCGGUCAAUCCUGAGUACUCAUCCACACGAAACCAGGGCAGGCAGAAAUUAGCUCGGUUCAAUGCCCAUGAGUUCGCCACACUGGUAAUCGACAUUCUCGGUGACGCCAAGAGGAGACAGCAAGGCAGCCCUCUCUCUAGUUCAAAAGACAAUGUGGAGCUUAUACUGAAAACAGUCAGUAACCAACACAGUGUUGAGAGUCAAGACAACGACCAGCCAGACUAUGACAGCGUGGCCUCGGAUGAAGACACAGAUUUAGAAACCACCACAAGCAAAGCAAACCGGCAGAAGAGCCUAGAUUCAGAUUUAUCAGAUGGACCAGUCACUGUGCAGGAAUUUUUGGAGGUCAAAAACGCCCUAGUGGCUUCUGAGGCCAAGAUACAACAGCUAAUGAAGGUGAAUAACAACUUGAGUGACGAGCUGAGAAUUAUGCAGAAAAAGCUUCAAACACUCCAGAGUGAAAAUUCGAACCUCAGGAAACAGGCCACAACCAAUAUAUAUCAGGUGCAAACUGGUUCUGAGUACACAGACACUUCCAACCACUCUUCCUUAAAGCGACGUCCGUCUGCCCGAGGCAGUAGGCCCAUGUCCAUGUACGAGACGGGAUCAGGUCAGAAAGCAUAUCUCCCAAUGGGAGAAGCCAGCCGCCCUGAAGAGAGCAGGACAAGGCUCCAGCCCUUCCCCGCACACAUCGGGAGGAGUGCGCUUGUGACCUCCUCUUCAUCUCUGCCUUCCUUCCCCUCCACACUUUCCUGGUCGAGGGAUGAAAGCACCCGAAGGGCAUCCAGGUUGGAGAAGCAGAAUAGCACACCUGAGAGUGACUAUGACAAUACUCCCAACGACAUGGAGGCAGAUGACACGGGGUCCAGCCGAAAGGGAAGGCAAAGAAGUAUGGUGUGGCCAGGUGAUAGCUCAGUACCAGACACGGCAGAACCCUAUGUGGCCCCAAGCCCCACUCUCCCCAGCACUGAAGACGUCAUCCGGAAGACUGAACAGAUCACCAAAAAUAUACAGGAACUCUUAAGAGCAGCCCAAGAAAAUAAACAUGACAGUUAUAUUCCCUGCUCAGAGAGGAUACACAUAGCAGUUACAGAAAUGGCAGCACUAUUCCCAAAAAAACCCAAGUCUGACAUGGUGAGGACUUCCCUUCGCUUGCUGACAUCCAGUGCCUACCGACUCCAGUCAGAGUGCAAGAAGACUCUCCCAGGGGACUCCAGCUUACCCGCAGACGUCCAGCUGGUCACACAGCAGGUGAUCCAGUGUGCAUACGACAUCGCCAAGGCUGCUAAGCAGCUGGUCACCAUCACCACCAAAGAGAACAACAACUGACAGAGGAGUGCCACCCUGCUGUUUCCUAGGCUUUUUAAAGUCUGAUUUCACAUUUAGACAUGGAACGGAUUUUUACAAAAACAAACAUUUAAUGACGGUUUAAAACUUUUUAAGAGAAAACUCAGUAUUAUUUUUGCAUGUUUUCUAACAAAUUUUCAACUAUUAAUUUAACCCACUUGCCUUAUUUUGUGCCUGUUUGCCAGUUUAGUUGCUGAUGUUCUGUUGUGUUGUCAAGGACUGUUGAGUUAAUGAUCAUGUACGUCUAAAAGUACAGUUUCAUUGUUUGAAAUUUGUUAAAACUUUUCCAGAUCUUAAAACUGUCUGCCUAUUGCUAAAACUCUAAAUGAGAUUUUUGGUAAAGUAAAACAUUUUCUUGAGGGAGUUGGGCAAAAAAAAUAUCAACAUUAUCUAUUCCCUGCCAAGCAUUGUGCAAUAAGUGAACUUUUCAGCCUACUACAAAAUCUCUAAGUUUGGGGUAUCUCCAAGCAUGUAUGUAGAGAAAGGACUUUGCCACUUUCUAAAGGUAGUUUAACAGUCUCUCUCAAAAGGACAUAAUGAAUUGAUUCAUUUCUUCUAUCAUGUUAAAUAUUCUGUUAUUUAAUUUUUUAAUCUCGAUCUUAUAUCUCUAUAUUUUACUAUCAUCCUGGAGUCAGAUAAAGUGAUCGCCUUCCAUGGCAUGUCACGUUAGACCACAUUCAGGGUAGGAGCAUUACCUGUGUCGUCACCCAUGGUCAAGUGCUCUGCCUUACCCCUGUCAGCCAGAUAGGUUAAAUCAGACGUGCAGCAAAGGAAAGCGUUAUCCUAACAAGCCAUAGCUAAUUUUGUACCGCCCACUCGAUAUCAUUGCCAUGAACUGUAAGGAAAAGAGGUGAUCAACUCCCUGACAUUCUCUUGUACCUUUUAUCCAAAUCUCAAUUACUCCUGAACCCCUUACAGCUCUCUCACACAACCUGCUUCACAUAUUUUGUCAUGGUUAAGGACUUCUUACAAGGUAAGAUGUAUACAGUCAUCUGAGUUAGUUUUUCAUCCAUUACCUCACUGGUACUUAAAAAUUGGACAUCAACUUUCAAGAAUUCCUUGGAGAGUGUGCUCUAGCUGGCCACCAGCUCUCCCAGAGUCAAGGAGAAGUACACGCUUAGGUGCUGCAGCCUGCUGGGAGUGUCUCUGAUGAUAGAGCACCUUCUUGUUCCUGGUGACUGCUGCAGUUCUGUGUUGGUGUGGUGCAGACUCUGACCUGACAGAGCAGGCGCACAGCAGUGUGGAGGGGAGAGCUGGGGAACCUGUGGGCCACCCAGUAGGGACAGAGAAGGGGUCUAGGGUUGCCAGAGCUUUGAUUUUUCAAGAGAUAGCUGAAAAUCAGAAGGUUUUCUUUUACGUGCCAUCUCUCCAUUUAUAAAUUUUGGCAACCAAUUUGAGCCUUUUCAGAAAAUGUGUGCCCGUGAGCUGUGGCCUCUUGGCUACUAGCUUCACAGUCUCUGCCCCAGGGCCCUGUAAACUGUACUGUGAGGGCCUGGCUUCCCUGGACAUACCUGGAUUAGCCUCUGAGCAUUACCUGUAAUGUAGCUACCUUGCCCUGUGUAAAGUCACUGCCUCUCCUCUUCUUACCUUGCAUCCUGUCCCAUAGUGCUCAUUCACACGUGUGAAGAUGUCAGAAUAAUCCAAGUACAAGUUGCCUCAGUCCCUGCUUAACUAAGCCUCUGUUUUCACAGAACUGAUGCACACACACCUUUGUAGCCUGACCGUAUGCUGUCCUGAAAGUACCACCACAGUGGUGUUUGGCAUCCCACAGUCCCAAUGUGUGGAUGCCUUUGUCAGGCUUGGCUGUGCUGUAAGUAGCAUGGGAACAAGGUCCACAUUUG